AUGUGUCUCGGUGUAACAUGGUAUCUUUUCAAUGACAUGCAAUUUCAUUGGAUUGCUCCGCUAGCAUUAAUUCCAUUUGUAAUGAGACAAAAAGUUAUUGGAUACAUAAUGACAAUACUAUUCGUAUUUGUCAGUAUUGGAUCAAUUAUUGGUCUUCUUCUCUAUUAUCCAAGUAUGGUCACACAUGCAUUGGAUAUUUCAAGUAAUGCGACGGGUCCGAAUUUCUUCGACAAAAUCUACGGGACUCCGUGGUGUCGUAUUUCACCCUAUGCUAUUGGACUUUUCACCGGAUUUCUUGUUAUCAAUACCGGUCGUACCUAUCGUUUGAAUAGUUACAUUCGACUCAUUGGAAAUCUUUUCGCUAUUAUACUUGCCUUGGCUUGUAUCUUUUCGAUCUAUGGCGAUUAUAUACUAGUACCUGGUCUUAAUCGAGCUACACUCAUCACCUACCAAAGUCUAUCUCGACCCGCUUGGUCGAUCUCGAUUUCGUGGCUCAUUUUUUUGUGUAGCAUCAAUCAAGGUGGUAUCGUCAAUCGAAUAUUAUCUUUUUCCAUUUGGACACCAUUAGCACGUUUGAAUUAUGCUGCUUAUCUGAUUCAUUCGACAGUUAUCUUUGUCACUCUAUUUAAUCAAUCAAUCCCUGUGUAUUAUCAACCAAUGACCUUUGUCAAUAGUUAUAUGUCUACACUGUUCUUUAGUUAUUUGGCUGCAAUCGUCGUUGUGAUCUUUUUUGAAACACCCUUCUUUGUUCUAGAAAAGAAAAUUUUUAAGCGAUAAAGUUCCGCAUCUUUGAAACUAAAUAAAAUAAAUACAAAAAUUCAUAAGUAACUUGAUUCCGUUCUAGACAGAAAAUACAGAAGAAAAACUUUCAGCAUAAGAAAAGAUCGAUUAUGAUUGAACUAGUCAGAAAAGUCAGUGAAAAUGAUGGAACAUCUCUUAGAUCACAAAAUAGACAGUGUCAAAUCGUCCAACCACCGAUUUCCGACGAAAUCAGGAUUGCUUGUGAUCACUGGAUGUUUAAUUUAGAAUGAUAUGUGAAAACUAUGCAUUAUCAUUGAGACUGUUUGAAUUACUCAGUCAAACAUCUUCUUCUUGAAACAUCAAUUGUGAAAACGAUAAAAAGCUUUUCCAAAUAAUUACUAUUUAAACAGUAUGAUAUAUUCUUGAAAACUUGUUCAAACGAGUUAUAAAAGCGUCUAGUUGCUUAACACAUUGUCAUUGUUGAAACGGAUAAAUUGCAAAUGUCUGUGACCCUUUAAGCGCGAUUUUUUUUAGAGAUAUCAAACAAUUUUAACAGUUUGGAUAGGUUUUGUUGUGAAUGUGAGCCCACCCAUGAUGAAAAUUUACUACUCGAAAAAAAAAGUGGUGGUAAAAAGUUUUGUUUUCAUUGAAUAUUCUAUAAUGAACGGAAAAAAACAGAUUUUUUUUUUCGUUGUGUUCGAUUACUUUGGAUACAAGAAGAGAAACGAAAGAAAAAGUCAUAACCAAUAUUAUAAAAUGGCUUGGUAAACGAUGCAAAAAGACAAUCGAUGCGAGUCAGUAGAAGGCUCAUAUUCACUCUAAAUGUCCGCUCGCGGCAAUAAAUGUGAAAGUGAGAGUUUGAUAUGAGAAAGAUGAGAAGAAGGAAUGAAGAAAGUAUCGCUAAAAUACGAGCAAUAUGAUGUCAUUUCUGAUAUUCAUGACUGAUACGCAAUCUAUCAAAAGUAAACACUCAUUUCAUCAACAAAAUCAAAUGCAUCGUCUUAGUCAAAUAUUUUUUUAACAGCAAAUUACAGAAUAAAAAAUAAAAUUAGAAUGUCAGCAAAUAAGAGAAUAAUCGUCAUUUAAAAGCUCAAUAAAUGCACGUAUGAUUGUAGAUGAUGAAUCAUUCAUCACCAUUUGUUAAAUACAAUUACUCUUAUUGCCGACGAAGGAAACGAGAGAAGCAAACACACGACAAAAACGCCAUAAACAUGCUCAAAUUGUAUUGUUGUAAGGCAGAUAAAAAAUGGGAACCAAAGAUCCAAACAUAUCGAGGCUAAAUUGAAACAAGACGAAAACGUCUACAGAUCUAUACAUUUUUAUUUGCUUUCUAAGAUCAUCAUGAAACGAGCAAGUGGAGCAUCAUAAGGCAAAUGAAAGUUUUGUACAAUCUGUUACAGUCAACAGUCAGUUUCAUAUUUUCUCAUUCGAUAUUUUUAUCAUUGUUUCCUAGCGAAAGGAUCUAUUGGAUUCCUGAUAUCAAACGAAAUAUUCGUCAUUCUCUCAUCGUGAGUAUAUCUGCAAUGAAAACAAGCUAAAAGAGACGCAAUAACAAAUUGAAAUAUGAUUGUCUUGUACAAAUUAAAAAAUAUAAAACAUCACGUUAACUUUCUCAAUCUGUGUAACAUAGUUUCAGCAGAAAAUGUACCUAUAUCAUUAAAACUAUUUUUCGAUGAUUGUUGAAAAGCUAAAUUAUAUCAUUCAAUAAAAAAAGAUUUAUUCCUGCGUAUUUUUAAAUGAUUUAAUUAUCGUUCGUUUUUGUUACUAGAACUCUUCUUUAGUAUUUAACUUCAUCUUAACAAUAUAAGAUUAUUCAAUUACAAGCAGUUUUCAGGAAAAAAGUAAUCGCAUUCUUUAGAUAUGUUAUAAGAUCUCAGCUAAUAGCUACAGUUUUAAUAUUAUUUGAGUCAAAUAGUAAUGAUUAGAAGCUAUUACGUUAUGUCUUACUUCAAAAAUAUUCUAUUUAAGUACAUCUAUGAUUAUUUGAGAUUUGAACUUAUAAUACAAUGUCUAAUAGUGGCAAAUGAAAAGCUCUAACAUAUAAUCAAUUAUUCCAGUAAGCCUUUUUACGAAGACAAAUUGAUAUGAUGGAUUUUGUACUGUUUUGAAUUCAAAAGUGAAUUCAUAGUAGUUAAGUAAUGGAGAAGUGUGAAUGACAGAAUAACGAGAUUCACCAAACGUGUCAAGGAAUUAUUUUGACUUCUGAAUUAUUAGAAUUGUGAGUAACACUUCGUUUUGAUGAUAGGAACGCAUCUCUCUCUAUAUUAUAGAAUCAAACUGUGUUGAUUUAUCUGAAACUCCUUGCCGGAAUCCAUUCAAUUUUUUACAUCUAAAAAUUUUUAUUGAUUUUAGUAAUGAAUUCGUACAUCUUCGAAUUCCUAAGGAUUCUAAAAUUAAAAGAAUUUAACUACAUCUCAUUUCUAGCACAUCCUACGUUCUUUCGGUGUUAUUGUUCCGUCAAUUCAACGCGAACAUCCCAAAAAUUAGUGACAUGCAAUCUAAAUUUCAAUAAAAAAUCAACAAUCUGAUUUUGGUUAUCCGCCCGAAUUCUUUGACCAUUACUGGUGUACAUUUGUGCUCUGAACGAUGUGACAAGUAUUAACUUCCACUUAAUGCUAAAUAGUUUGUGUUAUUUGUCAACUUCUUCAUUUCCUUUAGUAUCUAUUUCUAGUUUUUGCAAUCGUAUCAAUGAAAUUGAAGAAUCGAAUUACAUACUCAGUAACAUGCUAAGAUAAUCAUUUGCUCAUAUAAUAAAGAGUGUGGGUGUGGGUGUGGAUGAUCUGCUUUCAUCCACACCCACACCCACACCCACAAAAAUUUUUUUUCUCAAGAGAGAAGGAUGUUAGGAUAUAUGUCAAUCCGACAUCUACAUAUACUAGUCUUUUAAUUCUUUCGUGUUGUCUUUCUUCUCUUUCCUUCUUUUGUUUUAUUUCUCUCUAUAUAUAAAUACAUAAGUGAUGAUGUUAGAGUAGCACUUUUUUUUUUCGUUUAUAAAAUAAACUUUAUGUUUUCACUUGAACACGCCUCUUUUUCUUAUAAUGAAAACAUAACAGAUGUUAACACUGCUUUAUUAUGAUUAAUUUUUUUCAAUUCUAUCUUUAUCAAUUAACGAUACAAUUGAUAACGAC
This is a messenger RNA of Rotaria sordida, 3869 nucleotides long. NCBI's taxonomy places the organism in Eukaryota, Metazoa, Rotifera, Eurotatoria, Philodinida, Philodinidae. The record is from the annotation of a GenBank genome assembly.